AUGGACCCGCUGGCCAGCAACAUCCAAGUUCUACUGCAGGCGGCCGAGUUCCUGGAGCGCCGCGAGAGAGAGGCAGAGCAUGGUUAUGCGUCCCUGUGCCCACACCGCAGUCCUGGCCCCAUCCAUAGGAGGAGGAAGCGACCCCUGCAUGUUCCCGGCGCGCUGGACAGCGGGCGGUCCGUGCACAAUGAGCUGGAAAAACGCAGGAGGGCCCAGCUGAAGCGAUGCCUGGAGCAGCUAAAGCAGCAGAUGCCCCUGGGGGCUGACUGUGCCCGAUACACCACGCUGAGCCUUCUGCGCCGUGCCAGGAUGCACAUCCAGAAGCUGGAGGAACAGGAGCAGCGGGCGCGGCGGCUCAAGGAGAAGCUGCGAAGCAGGCAGCAGAACCUGCAGCACCAGCUGGAGCGGCUCCGGGGACAGGACACAGGUGAGCGGGAGCGGCUGCGGGCAGACAGCCUGGAUUCCUCCGGCCUCUCCUCCGAGCGUUCAGACUCAGACCAAGAGGACCUGGAGGUGGACGUGGAGAGCCUGGUGUUUGGGGGUGAGGCUGAGUUGCUGCGGGGUUUCAGCGCCGGCCAGGAGCACAGCUACUCACACAGCGUGGGCACCUGGCUCUGACGCUCGCUGCCUCCAGUGCCCUCUGCUCAUGCUGGGCUGAGUCUGCCAAGCACGGGCCUCCCAAAGCUGCUGAACCACCUGUUGGAAUGGACUAAAAUGGACCCUUUUGUGGGAACAGGUGCUCCCUGAGCCCUGCUGUGCAGCUCGGGCCUGGCCCACCCUCUCAGGUGUUCUCUGUAGCACUUGGCUCUACUGUCCCAUAGGGACAAG
This is a messenger RNA of Castor canadensis (American beaver), 828 nucleotides long. RefSeq names its product MAX dimerization protein 3 (gene Mxd3). Gene Ontology annotation, biological process: regulation of transcription by RNA polymerase II. Gene Ontology annotation, molecular function: DNA-binding transcription factor activity, RNA polymerase II-specific; protein dimerization activity; RNA polymerase II cis-regulatory region sequence-specific DNA binding. Lineage: Eukaryota; Metazoa; Chordata; Mammalia; Rodentia; Castoridae. The record is from RefSeq and is a predicted model, not a curated record.